Diachasmimorpha longicaudata is the source of this 3415-nucleotide messenger RNA. RefSeq names its product tRNA (adenine(37)-N6)-methyltransferase. The coding region runs from base 47 to 1591 and encodes 514 amino acids. NCBI's taxonomy places the organism in Eukaryota, Metazoa, Arthropoda, Insecta, Hymenoptera, Braconidae. The record is from RefSeq and is a predicted model, not a curated record. The transcript has 5 exons.
GACUGUUAAUUAAUUAAUCAUGCCUAAUUGACUGAAUUAACAGACAAUGGACUCUGUUAAUGGUCAGAGGGACGACCCAGUGGAUCCUGUGUUGCUCCUGGGGCAGCUGAACACCGCACGACGUGAGAUUCACAACCUGAGACAACAAAUCAAGAGCCUCAGGUACAUCUUCGAGAAGGAUGUGAACGGUAUCAAGAGACUCAUCAGCCACCACCUGGGAUCCACUCCUCCAGGGGACGAUUUAUCACCCCUGGAGCCCACGACAUCGACUUCCCAACCGUUGGACACAUCAUCAGUGUCAAUGACACCAAUAGGAGUCAUCAACACUGGAUUCCCCAGCAAGAGAGGGACUCCCAGGCAGUCGGGGAUUGGUAGGGACAUGUGUGGGAAGAUCACAUUAUUCAACACUGUCUUCACGAAUCCUGAACAUGCCCUGAAUGGACUCCAGGAGUUCUCCCACAUGUGGAUUCUCUUUCACUUUCAUCGCAACGAGUCCACCCACACACGGGCAAAAGUAGCUCCACCUCGUCUGAAUGGCAUCAGAACUGGUGUAUUCUCAACACGUUCUCCCCAUCGUCCCUGUCCCAUUGGUCUGAGUCUAGUGAAAAUCCUGGAGAUCGAGGGCAACACGAUUGUCUUCGAGGGAGUGGACACCGUGGAUGGUACCCCAGUCCUGGACAUAAAACCCUACAUUCCUCAUUACGACAGUCCCCAGCAUGUGGAGCAUCUCCUGAAGAUGGAGACGAAUGGUAAUUCUGAGGAUCACGAAGUGGACGAGAGCAUCGAAACGUACGAUCCCCCAAGAGAAGACGUUUCUGGUGACGAGGAAUUGGCUCUGAGGCUUCAAGCAGAGGAGUUCUCCAACUCCUCACACUUUGACACAUCUCCAGUGACCUUGGAAGCUGAUGAUUCGAUUCCCCAGGUCGAUAACUCAGCAAACGACUCAUCGAUUCCCCCGACUGACGACGAUCCCAGGAAUUCUCGACUGCUUGAUGGAGCUGAUGGACCCAGUUCUGUCUGUGGUACCAACAUGGACUUCCUGAAUCGACGAAUGUUGAACAUCCGGCAGGACAACUCUCCAGUGAGAAUGGGAAUCCGUGAGGCGCCUGAUGGUGAAGAGGGACUUGAAUCCCAGGUGUUGAGACCCUCACAAACAGUAUCCAACAUUCAGAAUAUUCCUGCUGGAGGAUCCAGAAUCACCAGCAGCUUACAGAACCUCAGCGAAGGGGCUGAAUCACUCGAGCAGAUCGACGUCCGGGUGCCUGACUGGAUCAGCCAGUCUGGAUCUAGAUCACUGUCUGUGAUGUUCAAUGAUCGAGCUCUGAGACAACUCAACGAAAUUGUUAAUGAUAAAAUCGAGGAGCAGAAGAGGGCGAUUGAGAAUGUCCUCCAGGAGGAUCCAAGAUCUGUCUACCUCAGGCAAAGAUGGGCCAAUCAAUUUUACACAUUUUUAAUUCAUGAUUUACAUAUUAGUUGUAGAUUCGAUGACAGCAAGGGCAUUGUCACUGUCUUUCAAGUCAGACCAGCAGGUAGAAUCUGCGAUUGUGGAGAACCUGAAUGGCAGUGUCUUGGACACUCACCUGUAUCAUAAUCGAGGAAAACAAACUGACAAAAUCAUUUCAUAUUUGCACAAAUGUAAAAUUGAUUUAUUAAAUCUAAAACAUAAUUUAAUCCACGAUAAUUUAUCGUUGAUUACGUGUACAAUCUGAUGGUGGCAUCAGCACCAGCUGAGAAUAUCCAGGGCUGGAUGGGAUGAAAGUGAACGUCCAAGAUGCCAAAGUCAUUGUAAGCUUCAUGAUUUGAGAAUCUUUUGAGAGGUACAAUCAGUGGAUUCUGAAGUAGAUCACUGGAACAAAGACAAAUGACAAGAGUUUUGAAUAUUUCUUUUAAACAAUUGCAACAUUUAUGAAUAAAAGGUUUGUUCUCACUUGUAAACCAUUCCAUGAGAGACAAUGAGACCUCUGUCAUCAGCACCAGAUGCAAACAAAGGAUAACGUUUGUGAAAUGCCACUCCACGUACACCAGUACCAUGUAACCUCAAAGUCUGAUAGGGCUUUGUACUUAAAUCCAUGUCAAACCAAAGCAUUUUACGAUCGUAUGUACCAACAAGUACAUUAUCACCAGCUGAAACAUAAAUAAAUUAUUUAACAAAGGAUGAAACAGGACACACUGGACAAGUCCCUUGGGCCUGCUGAAGGGCAUCUGUGACCUUCUCUUCGACAACUGACUAAUCAAAACCGAUCUAUUCUGUCCAUCUGGCAUAACACUUGCAAAAUAAUCACCUCUAGGAUGCCAGGUGAUCCCCCACACCUGGAUUUAUCAGAAGUACUUUUUUAUCAGCAGCAACAGCAAUCAGAGAGACAGCUUCAUUAGGACACCAGGCAACACACCUGAUGACACCUCCACAAGGUAUAACCUUCACACAUCUUCCAGUGGAUAUCUCCCAGAUUCGUAGAUUCAUGUCAUCACCACCAGAAGCAAAGUACUGACCCCUUCCCUGGGUUGUGAUGGACCUUAUCAUGUCGGUGUGACCUUUGUAGACCAUCGACAUGGUCGUGGGGAAGGGCUGGAGGUCCCUGGGGCUGGGCAGCUGAGGAACCAACACCUCAGGAUCAAUUGUUAGCUUCAUCUUCAGGGCUCGGGGACAGAGGUACAGGUCCAAACAUCGCUGGAACCUCUCCUUGAUGUACUUGGGAUAAGCAGGAACUUCCCUCAGGGACUUGAACUUUUGGGGAAUAAAAUGAAGUUUCCUCUUCCAGGGUGUCAUCUUCAACUUAUUCCACUGCUUCAGCUCUUUCUUAUCGAACAAAUACUCUGGUGGUGGAUUAUAACUCUCAGCAUGUCCAGGUAAAUGUCUCUUUGGUGCUGAAAUAUGUUUGUGAAUUCUUCUCAUCUCCUCAGCCUGAUCAUCAGACGCCCAAAGCAUAUAAAAUUGUGGUUCCCUCUUCUUCUCAGCCCUCUCCCUCGCCAUAUCCUCCGAGGACUUGAUCCAUCCCAUCUUCAGGGCGUGCACCAGCUUGGAGACCUGUCUAGCUUCGUUUUUAGAUGGUAAAAACGAUCUUUUGUGCUCUGGGAACUUCCUCAGAGGUGUCUUCAUCACUUCAGAGGUGAAAUACUCGAUCCAGGGUGCGUUAUCAUCAAACUGAGAGUCUGGAAUCUUUUGGUUUUUGAUUCUCCUGAUGAGAUUGAUGUCUUCUUCACUCAGAAUCACGUCCUGACCAGUCGUUGGGUCUUUAACAGUUCGCCAGAAGUCAGGAUCUUCCAUUCGCUUCAGGAAAUUGUCCAGGAGAUCUCCUUUCUCUGGCUUCAGGAGCUUCUUCCCAUCGAGAUUGUAACCGAUGUGGGGGUAAUCAUCGUACCAUUUCAUGGGAAUGUUACCAACGGUGUUGCGAAUGUCCUCUUCGUCAGAGGAAUC